UGGUUGGAACAAGCAAAGUAUCAAAUGAAAAUGUCUGUCUUAUACGUCGCUCAGGAAGCGAACAAUGAAGAACAUUCAACAUGGUGAUCAUGAUGAUGUGAAUGCUAGCUGAAUACUUUUUUUUUUUUGCACAGUGGAAAGCUUUAGUCUGUCGAGAUGGUUAGAACAGAAAGUGGAACCGCUAAAAGGUUACCGCGCCAUCUGCGAAAUGAAGACAUUCCUUCUCAUACUUUCACCCCGAGGACAUAUCAGGUGGAACUUCUUGAUGCAGCCUUACAGAAGAAUACCAUUGUGUGUUUAGGAUCGAGUGGAGGAAAUACCUUUCUAUCUGUGAUGCUGCUGAAGGAGUUCUCCACAGAGCUCAGGAAGCAGCUACAAAAUGAAGGGAAGAGAAGUGUAGUCUGUCUGAGCUCAGAUGACAGGAUUCAAGAAAUGUGUCAAGUCAUCAAGCAUCACAGUGAUCUUAACGUUAUUUCAUUGCCAGAGGCAUUAGAAGAGGAAUCAGACUCAAAAACAUUGCUCAAUGACCAUCAAAUAUUGGUGACAAAACCAUCUGUGUUCAGUGACUUGCUGCUGAAAAAUAUUCUGCUUCCAGGUCAAAUUAGUCUAGUCAUACUUGAAAACUGUCACCUUGUUCUGCAGCAAGACCACCCAUACCAAAGCAUCAUGAAAAUCAUCCACAGCGGAGUUCCAAAAGAUCAUUCAUGUAGGAUCCUUGGACUGACAUCUUCAUUUAUUAGUCAAAAAUGUCAGGAUCCAGAGGAACUGGGCAGUAUCAUUACAUCACUGGAAGAUCAUUAUCACGCCAAGGCAGAGACUGCCACUCUGGUUAUCGCAGAGAGGUACGGGAUCCGUCCAAAGGAAUACUUAACCUACUGUGACAACUAUGAGGAUAUGACUGGUACUUUGACAUUGCUAGACGAUGUUUUGAGCAGUGCUCUGGAAUUUCUGAGAGACUGCAAUAUGGAAGAUGAAGAAGAUGAUAAUCGUGACCCAAAAGAAAUUCCCAUUUUUGUCUUUACAGAAUGUCUUCACAUUCUGUACACAUUAGGUCCAUGGUGUGCAUCAUGCAUUGCAAAUAUGUUCAUCAAUCAGAUAGAAAAAGUGGAUAAGCACGAGAUGGUGUCAAUACACAAAAAAUUUCUGAAAUAUUGUUUAACACAUUUAAGAAUAGUGACCACAUUGUUCGAACAAAAUUUUACACCAAAUUAUGAUGUAGAAGAAUUGCUACAGUAUUCUACACCCAGGGUGUAUCAACUGGUGAACCACUUGCGUAAAUACAAGCCUGACUAUGAUUUUAUGAUAGUCAGCAGUGGGGGGGACAUGGAGGGGGAUGAGGAGGGUCAGAAUGGGGACAGCGAGGAGGAGGAAUCAGAAAUGUCAGAUGACUCUGAGAUCAUUUCAGAUGAGGAAACAGACAGAUCAUACAAAGGCAACAUUCUCCACAUAGCUGUGAAAAAGGAACCAGAAAAUGAGAACCAAAUAAAACCUUUAGAUCCCUUGAACUUGGACAACGAAAAAUACCUUUGUGGUAUUAUAUUUGUAGAUCACCGUUAUGUUGCCUUGGCUAUUAACAAGUUUUUGGAAGAAGUGUGUUCAUGGGAUGAAAAUCUCUGUUUCGUGAAAAGUCAGCAUUUAACUGGACAAGGAUUGAAAGAUAGAAAAUCUAAGAAAGGAGUCUGGAAGAAGCAAGAGGAUGUUUUGAGGAAAUUCAGACUGCAAGAUCUGAAUUUGUUAAUUUCAACCACUGUUUUGGAGGAUGGAAUAGAUGUUCCCAAAUGUAAUCUAAUUGUCAAGUUUGAUCCUCCUCGAAGUUACAAGUCAUACAGCCAGUCCAAGGGACGAGCCAGGGCAAGGGAUUCUGAAUAUUUAAUUCUGGUAGAAGAAAACAAGAAGGAUACCUUCAUGAAGGAUUACAGUGUGUUCAAGGGAAUAGAAAGUGUAUUGAUAGGAAAGAAGAUUGAUGAUGAAGAAUCGGAUGUGGAAGACUGUCUUUAUGAGAAUGGAUCAUCAGUUCUACCGUCAUAUCUUCCAAACGCAGGCAAUCCUCAGAUCUGUGUCACCAUGAACACAGCUAUCGCCUUUGUGAACAGAUACUGUGCAAAGUUACCCAGUGAUGCCUUUACCCACCUGACCCCGAAGUGUACAAUGCAGGAGACUUGCAGUGAGGAGGGGAAGCUGUAUGUUGCCACACUGAGUCUGCCUAUUAACUCCCCUUACAAGCAUCCUGUUCAGGGAGAACCAAUGCCAACAAAGAAUCUUGCCAAGAAAGCUGUAGCUCUUAAAUUAUGUGAAUGCUUACACAAAGCAGGAGAACUAGAUGAUCAGCUUAAUCCUGUUGGGAAGGAAGUCUUCAGCAUGGAGGAGGAGGAAGAAGAAGAGGACUUAUUAGAGAUGGAAGAUGGUGAAGAUUUCAGUGGAGAGGGAAGACCAGGCACCACCAAACGAAAGCAAUACUAUUUCAAAAAGCUAGCUGGCUCAUUAUUACAAAGCCAUCCCACAACAGAGGAGUGCAUGUUGUACAAUGUAACACUUCAGUUGAGCAAAGCCAUCUCAGAUGAACAGAACACAAGGGGUCGAAAGAUCUGUGCCCCGGAGGACACUUUAAGAGGAUUUGGAAUUCUUACCUCCAAACCGAUUCCUCAGGUGCCAACAUUCCCAGUGUAUACAAGAUCAGGGGAGGUAAAUGCCUCCAUUGACCUUCUCAACUGCAACGUUUCUCUUUCCUCAGAGGAACUGAGGAGAUUGAGGGAGUUUCACAGGUUCACGUUCACUAAUGUCCUCCGUUUGGAGAAAGACCCCAUGGAGUUUUGUUCAGAAAAGAGUGAACUGGGAUACUUAAUUGUUCCACUUAAUAAAGAUGGUGAAGGCAAUGUGAUCCUUGACUGGGGCUUCAUAAAAAAAGUGGAAGAUUCCAAAUCACACAUCCGGAGAAAUAUAUAUGACUCCAAAAGAGAAGAGUUUGUCUUUUUAAAAGAGGAGUAUGAGGAUGCAGUAGUGAUGCCAUCCUAUCGCAAUGUUGACCAACCACAGCAUUUUUACGUGGCAGAAAUCAGGUCUGAUCUUAAUCCCUCCUCGCCAUUUCCUUCUCCAGAGUUAUAUAAGACAUUCUGUGCCUAUUACACAACCAAGUAUGGUCUCACCAUUACCAACCAAGACCAACCACUACUGGAUGUGGACCAUACUUCUGCCAGAUUGAAUCUGUUGACUCCUAGAUACAUGAAUCAGAAAGGAGUGGCCCUGCCAACAAGCAGUGCAGAAACAAAAAAAGCAAGGAGGGAGAACCUUCAGCAAAAACAGAUUCUUGUCCCCGAACUUUGUGAGAUUCAUGUCUUUCCUGCCUCACUAUGGAGGAAAGCUGUCUGCUUACCAACCAUUUUGUAUAGAUUGAACUACUUGCUUGUGGCAGAUGAAAUUCGUUUGAAAAUUGCAGGGGGAACUGGUAUAGGGCUAGUUAAGUUGGAAGAGGGUUUUCGAUUUCAACCAUUGGAUUUUGGAUUUGAUCCAAAAAUAGAAGAGGAAAAUGGUGGUAGUGCCAAUCUCAUGAAUGACAAUGAGGAACAUGACGAAUCCAUAAAUAAAUCAAUAAAUGGUUGUGAUUCAGGAAGAGCUAGUCAUAUUAGUUGUGAUAAUAACAGUUUUACCUCUGAAGAGGAUGCAUGUGAUACAAAGAAAGCUAGCUGUGAUAGAGAGCAGAAUAUCAGUGUGGCAUUCCAAAAUGACAAGGCAGCUAAUAAUGUCUGUGAUAUUCAAAGCAAUAAGUCUGAUCAUUCCAAAUGUGGCAAAAAUGGAUUUCUAAAACAUGAUGAUGAAUGGGUUGAAACUUUGCAGGACCAAAGUAUCAGCAAAAAGUUGGAUAAAGUUCAUGUUAUAUCAGAGAAAUCUCUGAAUGAAAUGACUGCAGAAUUAAAUGAGAUGAAAAUGACUGCAGAAUUAAAUGAGAUGAAUACCCAUGUCACAAACAGUCCAUCAAAGAACAACCAAAAUUAUGAACCCAUUUUCACUGAUUUUCCAGAUGUAGGUGUUUUUAAACUUCAAGAAAAGCAGUGUGGUCAUUCAUCCAAGAUUGAAGAUACCAAAGAGGAUGUCAAAUUUCCAGAACUGUCCAUAUCUCUUGACCAAGAAGUGGACUUGAGUACAUUUGUUGGGCCAAGUCCUUGUACCAUUUUGCAAGCUCUAACCAUGUCCAAUGCCAACGAUUUCUUCAGCUUGGAAAGGCUGGAAACCAUUGGAGAUUCUUUUCUGAAGUAUGCUAUUACUGUGUACCUGUACUGUACCUAUCCUGGGAUUCAUGAAGGGAAGCUGAGUUACUUGAGAAGUAAACAGGUCAGCAACUGUAACUUGUACAGACUCGGUAAAAGGAAAGGAUUUGCGGAAUGCAUGAUAUCCACAAAGUUUGAACCCUAUGAAAAUUGGUUACCUCCAGGCUACAUCAUCAAUGAUGAAAAAAGGAAAGGACCAGUUCCAAAAGUUCUUCUGAUAAGAAACAAUCUAGGUCAGCUUGAGAAGGUGAAAGAGGCCAGUAUUUUUGAUGCAUUUUGUCAGGAAAAUGCCAGUUUGAACUGGAUUCCAAAAAUUGUUGAUGCAACUGAUGAUCCCAGUAGUGACACAGGUGAAGGAAGAGGGUGUUCCUUAAAUGGCAGGAGACUUGAAGUCCAAAAUUCCAAUGAAGACCAUGAGGAUUUUGAGGAGCAGUUAGAGGAGCUGGAGACUUUGCCUGAGAGAGUCAGACAAGAGGAGAAGGACCAAGUCGUGAUCCCUUACAACUUGCAGACUCUGCAUAGUAUUCCCGACAAGAGCAUAGCAGACUGUGUGGAAUCUCUCAUCGGCUGUUAUCUUACCUCGUGUGGAAAGAAAGCUGCUCUGAAAUUCAUGCAUUGGUUGGGCCUUAAAGUUCUGCCACAGGUCAAAAAAGGAAGAAAUGAAAAUACUGAGCUGCUGAGUCUACAAUGCCCAGAAUCUCCAAUACUUGCACAUGUUCCUGGUUAUGACAGAAUUCUGUGUCGUCUGCUGGAGGGAUACAGUACCUUGGAGCAGAAGAUAGGCUAUGAAUUUAAGGACAAAUCUUACCUUCUGCAAGCCUUUACACACGCCUCGUAUCACUACAACACUGUUACAGACUGUUACCAAAGAUUGGAGUUUCUUGGAGAUGCCAUUUUGGAUUAUGUCAUUACCCGUCAUCUUUAUGAAGACUCCUGCAAAUACUCGCCAGGUGUGCUCACUGACCUGAGGUCAGCACUGGUCAACAAUAACAUUUUCGCUGCCCUGGCUGUGAAGUGGGACUUCCACAAGUAUUUUAAGGCCAUUUCUCCUCCUUUGUUUGGGGUCAUCGAAAAAUUUGUGGCAAGGCAAAAAGAACGUGAAGAUGAAAUUGAUCUCAGUGAUGAUGAGGGAGAGGGAGAGGAUGAAGAGCAUGUGGAACUGGAGGUGCCAAAAGCUCUGGGGGAUAUUUUCGAGUCAUUAGCUGGAGCCAUCUAUCUGGACAGUGGAAUGUCCCUGGACACUGUGUGGAAAGUUUACUAUCGUAUAAUGAAGCCCCAGAUUGACAAAUACCUGAAGAGUAUCCCAAAGUCUCCGGUACGCGAACUGCUGGAGAUGGAGCCAGAGACAGCCAAGUUUGAAAAACCAGAAAGAACUUUAGAAGGCAAAAUAAGAGUGAGCGUCAAUGUGGUGACUAAAGGUGUGUUUACUGGGGUGGGCAGAAACUACAGAAUUGCCAAAAGUGCUGCCGCCAAAAAAGCUCUGCGUUCCAUCAAAGCCAUGCAGGCCGGUGGACUUAUCUAGAAAUAGAACUGUCAGUGUCUCCAUAGUGAUACCACGACUAAGGGUUAUGCUGGUAUAUGACCUGAUGUCAAAUGAGGGGCAAAGUGCAAUUUUUUGUAUUUUUAAAAUCUUUUUUCCCUCCACUGUUAGUCCUAUGUAACAGUGCUCAGCUUGGGAAUAUCAAAACUGACAUGCCAAAACACGAGUUGUAAUUAAAACAUGACUUGUAAUUGUGUAAUUACAGUGAUACUCAUUGAAUGGAAUAAAGCAGUGAAACUGA
Ostrea edulis (European flat oyster) is the source of this 6043-nucleotide messenger RNA. Its product is annotated as endoribonuclease Dicer-like. The record is from RefSeq and is a predicted model, not a curated record. Gene Ontology annotation, cellular component: cytoplasm; RISC complex; nucleus. NCBI's taxonomy places the organism in Eukaryota, Metazoa, Mollusca, Bivalvia, Ostreida, Ostreidae. Bases 157 to 5784 code for a protein of 1875 amino acids. Gene Ontology annotation, molecular function: deoxyribonuclease I activity; ribonuclease III activity; protein binding. Gene Ontology annotation, biological process: pre-miRNA processing; rRNA processing; siRNA processing. The transcript has 17 exons.